This is a messenger RNA of Lodderomyces oxycetoniae, 1170 nucleotides long. RefSeq lists its product as uncharacterized. NCBI's taxonomy places the organism in Eukaryota, Fungi, Ascomycota, Pichiomycetes, Serinales, Debaryomycetaceae. Gene Ontology annotation, cellular component: cytoplasm. The record is from RefSeq and is a predicted model, not a curated record. Gene Ontology annotation, biological process: protein refolding. The transcript has a single exon. The coding region runs from base 1 to 1170 and encodes 389 amino acids. Gene Ontology annotation, molecular function: Hsp70 protein binding.
AUGCAAGUAAUAUUUCUACUAUCAACGAUAUUUCUAUCCUUUGCCUCAUUUGUCCUUUCUGGUAAAAAUUAUUAUCAGAUAUUGGGAGUCGAUAAAGCAGCACUGGAUAAAGAGAUCAAGCAAGCUUAUAGACAAUUAACGUUGAAGUAUCACCCGGAUAAGAACCCCGGGGAUGAAGAGGCACACGAUAAGUUUAUCGAGAUUGGUGAGGCAUACGAGGCAUUGAGUGAUGAGACCAAGAGAAAGAAUUAUGACAUGUAUGGCGAUGUCAAUGGGCCAAACCAGCAGCAUCAAGGCGGAUUUGAUUUUGGCGAUAUUUUCGGACAGUUCUUUGGUGGUGGUGGUGGUGGUGGUGGUGACGGUGGCCACCGUGCAAGGGGUGGAAACGGCGGACAGCAGAUGAAAAGGGGAAGCAAUACCAAUCUCGAUUUGAAUUUAAGUUUAAGAGAUUUUUACCGAGGGAAAUUGGUUGAUUUUGACGUGGAAAUGCUGAAUGAUUGUGAAAAAUGUCGUGGUACGGGAUCACUGGAUGGCAAGAGACACACGUGUGAGAAAUGUCGUGGGUCGGGACAAAUUACUGUGCACCAUCAAUUAGCUCCUGGUUUCACACAGCAGAUAAGAAUGGUAUGUGAUGAAUGUGGUGGUGUUGGGAAAACCAUUUCACAGCCAUGUGGCGAUUGUAAUGGUGCCGGUGCUGUGCGUGGCCCAAGACACUAUCAAGUAUAUUUGCAUCGAGGACAAUCUAGAGAUGGCACUGUUGUUAAGGAGGGUGAAGGAGACCGCAAUCCUCAAUGGGUUCCAGGGGAUUUGGUUGUACGAUUUAGGGAAAAACUUGAGGAGAGUUGGGGAUAUAGACGUAUUCAGGAUAAUUUGUAUAGGACGGAAGUGAUUCUGUUGAAUGAGUCGUUGAAUGGUGGAUGGGAAAGGAAAAUUGCUUUUUUUGGUUUUGAGGAAGAUGAUUUGAAUGAAAUUGUGUUGAAGAGGGAACCAGGUGUAAGUAUUUUGGAUGGUGAGGUUGAAGUGAUCAAAGGUAAAGGUAUGCCUGUUAUGAGUGAUCACGAUGAAGACGAAAAGUACGGUGAUUUAUUUAUUGAGUAUAAAGUUAUUAUACCUGGUGAUGGUGGUAACAAGAAUAGGAAAAAGAAAGGGGUCAAGAAGGACGAAUUAUAG